AUGAUUUCAAGUGUCUACCGGGUGUACAAGCGAAAACUCGCCACUCUGGCCUCGAUCCAAGACAACUCCGACCUCCCGGAGGUCGGAGGUGGCGACGAGGACAAAAGCUGCCUCACCACCUACCUGUUCAACCCGGUGGAGACGUGCGCCGGCGUCCAAACGCCCGAGAAACGCCCAUCGCAGGCGGCGGACGCGGUCGGUACCCGGAAACGCACCGAGAACGCGCACGCGCAUGAGAAGGCGCAUGCGCCCUCGAACAACGCGCACAUGCACCCGAACUUCCUGUUCGGCAAGGUGUCGGCUGACGGCAGGCCGAACUUCCUUCGUGAUUACGAGCUGAGUUACAGGAAUUGCGAGUGGGCGGAGCCUGAUCACGCCAAGUGUUGCGUGGCCGGGCAUUUUGGGAGAGACCUGAGUUUCGGCCACCUGUACACCAUCAGUAAGACCGACCCGCUCCACCUCCAGCCCCGCCAUCUGGAGGAGCGCACCUACGACGAGCCGUACGCGGGCGGCGGCUGCGAACCGUCGGGCCGCCGCUCGUGGCUGUGCUGCCCCGGGUCCCGAAGGGCGGCAGUGGAAGGCGAGCAGCCGCCCCUACUGGAGGCGGUUACCACGACGACGACGACGUCCACUUGCAGAACGCCUGAUGCGGAGGCGGUCACUAGGCCGCCGGGAGAUGAGGAUGUGACUAAGGAUGCAGGACGUUUUGCCAGCGUUUUCGAAUUACGCGAGAUGGCAAUUAUUCCGGGUUUGGUUUGGUUUGAAGAAACCUAUGUUGUACCCUUAUGUAACCGGAGUAGCGGCAUUUCUAAGAUUACCGUCUAUAUAUUUCCGGAACAAACCGCAAUUCGAUGCAUAACCACGGUGGUGGUAAAUAUCGAUAAUGGAACAGAACACGCUAACCUCGACGCUAACCAUGAAAAACUUCAGUUGCAAUUGGACGAACAAGCACAGAGGUAUGAAGAGCAACUUACCGAAUUGCAUUCUGUUAUUGCUGAGCUCACUAGAAAAUUGCACCAACAAAGAGCGAUGGCUAUCGCAGAAGAAGAUGAAGUAUCAGAAUCAUGUACGAGUGUCCAUGAAGAGUCGAUCACAUGUCCACUAGAGGUUAGCGAAUUAGAACCAUUAGAUAAUGAAUUAUCAGACGUAGAGAAUAAAAUGCCUCUGACCAACACCACGUCCCCGUUUUCGGAAUUACUGGAGCCCCUCAAGACCGAAAUAACGCACCUCAAGCACCAGCUGCACGAGGCCAACUCCAAGCUGGCCCGCAUCGCCUCGACGGCGGACGAAGAAACCCCGGAGUCCCCGGAGUCGCACAUCGAAGCGGACUGCGAACCGUUGCACGAGGAGAAGAACGGAGUGAAGUAUGGCAACAUCGUGCCGGUGCACAGGACGAACGUGAGGACGUUCGGCCUUAUAUUGAUGAGUGUAGGGUUCAAUUCCAACGAUUUGGCGAAUUCGGACGUUUCCACGGCAGUGGCGGAGCACAUAGUAGGGGACAUCCUGAAGCAGUGCGACGUCCAGGCCGAGAAGCAGUGUCUGGACAUCGAACUGAAGAAGGUCAACACCAAACUGGAGCACGCCAGGUCUCAGAACACUGUGCUGGUGCUUACUUUAGCGGAGACGAAAGCUCAUUGUGAUAGGCUCGCUUUGGGUGUCAGCGACCGCACCAUAGAGGCGUACGACGUGCUACUGGCGCUGCUGGAGACCGCGCCUGCGCUCGAGGAGGAUGAAAAAGAAGAGGAAGAAGAUGCGGGGCGGUCGGGCGACCGCAGCGCCGCCGAGGCGGUGGCCAGACGGCUGCUGCGCCACCUGGACUCCAGCCAGAGCGCCGACGUGCUGCUGUCGCCGUGGCAGAACCACGGUUUGGGCAGUCCGGCUGACGACGGCCCCAUCCCUAGUAACAAUACAAACUAUUUGGUUAACUUUGAAACAUUGAAAACGAAAAUGGAAUUGAUGGGAUUGAGAGAAGACAAGGCUGAACUCAUAUCGAAACUGUUUGUGUCGGAGAAAGAAAAAAGCGCCAUCGAACUCAAGUUCAAAUAUGCAGAAGGGCAACUGAAGGCCCAAUCUGCUGCCCUCAAGAAUCUCCAAGGACAACUAAAAGACACGGAAGCCCUUCUCGUAUUGGCGACACAAAAUAAGGAAAGGGGUUAUUCUGAUGCAGAACACGCCCAGGGGGUCGAAUUCGAAUUGAUGCAAGCUUUGGCGAGAGAGGCAAGACUGAAAGUUAGGUUACAGGAAUUGGUGACGACGCUGGAGCACGUCACCAAAAACGCCGAGGCCAGACUGCUGGAGGGCAGAGAUAUAGUACAAGACCUGAAUCACACCAAUAGGUUCAACACCUUCAGCAAAGGAUAACGGCUUUGGAAACACCAACACAUAGUUCGGAUAAUUCAGUGAAUUCUGUAGCUGUUUAGUGAAAUAGUUUUUCGUACAAUUCUCGGGUUUUUGGCUGAUCUCGUUUUUUAUAUUUUUUUAUAUGCGAUUACAAGCGAGCAUUUAAUGCUGGUGAUCAGUAUUUUAAUUGAAAGUAUUUCGGUUAUGAUAGAUAUACAGGGCGAAAAAGUUUUUAUCUUUGGCUAUAACAAGGACAAUUGAACUGUACUACUCCCAUAAAAUAAGAAUUCUAGCAGCCAAGCAGUAGUUAUUUCAUACAUUCUAGUGGAACAUUUUCCAGUUCAAUUUCUUUUUUUUUGUAAUUUCAGCCUGAUUUUUUCAAUAUUACAAAGCAUGUUAUUUUUCCAUAUAAUUAUUUAAAUUCAUAAAAAAUAUUGAAACAAGUAGGUAUGAGUAUUGUCUAGAGUAUGGAUGAACUUAAUUCUCUAAAAUUCAUGUUCCAAUUUCACAAUCUCGGUAGCUGGAAACAUCACAAGAAAAUCUCACUAAAUUCUGAAUAUGACCUUUGGGAAAGUUGUGGAAAAAAUUCUCAACUAAUCAAUCAUUCUUCAUUUCCCAACUUCAAAUUGAAAGUUAUUCACCCUGUAUGCUUAUAUGACGAAAAAUGGGGAUUCCGACAUUUCUGUACUUAUAUGUAACGGAUCUUCAGCAAUGAUUGAAUGCCAUGUGACCGUUUUUAAUAUGACGUCUCUUUUCCACUCAUGAUGAAGAGAUUAGAAUGUUUUCUUGGUUGAAUAGUAAUCUGUCACGUGGUUCUCAAUCAUUGUUGAAUACCCGGUAUUAACAUAAUGUAUUCCUAAACUUUCAAGACAGUUUAAUUUUUCAGAUCGAUAUUUAAUUUUUGUGGAGAAAAUAUGCUUUUCUAAAAGGAGAUAUUCAUCCGUACUAUUGAACAGAAGCGUUAAAUAGUUAUUUAUUAUACAAGGGAAAAAAUUAGUAGCUUUAAGCUCCAGGUCGCGUGAGCUAAAAUCAAUUUUUUUUGUGACAGGAAAAAGGACGAAUGAAUAUUGAGAAGAUAUUACAUUAAUUUAAAUCAGAAAAUUAUCGACGUGAAAUUUGAAGUUGUCAACAGUAAUUACACUCUAAUAAUUCUGUAAUUUGAUAAAGCAUUCACUUUUUCCCGUGGGAAAAAAGUAAUUUAUGAAAAGUGACAUUUUAUAACCUGUCAACAGAGAUGGAAUGCCAAACUUGUUUCCCGUCAUAGAAAAAAAGUUAUUUUUUAAGAAAUUUCUGCUUCAGAGUUAUUGUUGAUUCAAAAUCAUAAUUUUCAUUAGGUAUAUUGUUAAUAAUAUGCCAUUUUCUCAAUGGAUGCUGAAUGCAUAAUGUGAAUAUUUAAGGAAGCCGAUUUGAUUUCGGAUGUUGGUAACAAUGACAACCUGACAUUUUUCCCAAAUAGAGUUAAUUGGUUCAUUUUUUUAUAAAAACCGAUUAGAUGAAAGGGCUCAUAAAAAAUCUCAAAUCUUCAUAAAUUGUCUCACUUCAAACGGCCUCUUUCUAUAUCUCAGAUAAUCUAUCUCAGCAACUAGUCCUGCGAAUCUUACCAAAUUUUGACUAGUAUGAAUAACCGUCAAUAUGAUCAGUUUUUCAGAGACCAACAUCAUUUUGAACUGGGCUGUGUGUUUUUAUUAAAAUGAAAUUGGAUAAUUUUGGUAUGAAAUCUUAUUAGGCAUUCUUACAGGAAAACUGACCUCAUAAUAUCGUUCUUUGUGGUUUCAAAACCCCAUAUGUGAAUUUUCAUAUGGUAACUAUCAUAAAAACAGGCACAUCUAAACAGCAUUUUUGCGAACGUAAAUAAUAUUUCACUCGGAAACGUUGAGUUCAACAAACAGAACAGGAUAUUUUGGUUUUUCAUUCAAAUCAUCAUUUUGUACCUAUCGGAGCUAUUGAACGUUCCAAAAUUUGCAGUUAAUUUGAAUUCACUAUUUUUGUGAGGUUCCAAAGCAUGAAGAUCAAUAGUUUUCUUGCGAAAAAAAUCCUAAUAUGAUUUCAUAUAGAAUCGACUCCUUUUUAUUUUAAUAAAAACUUACGGCACCGUCCAAAAGGAUGUUUGUCUCUCAAAAACUGAUUAUUGAUGGUUAUCCUUGAUGCUCUAAAUUUGGUAAAAAUGCCACGACUAAUUGCUGAGAUAUAGAGGGAGAUCCGUUUAAAGUGAGACAUGCUGUACAUAUACUGAAUUAGGCUAGAUUCAAAUGGGAAAUACAAUAAGAGCCUCAGGACUUUAUUCUCAGAAAUAUUAAUAUGUAUUAAUUUUCCUAGAGAGGUUGAGAUUGACAUGUUCUCAAAUUGUUCAUCAUCCUUUUAUGUUGCCCUGAAGAUUGUUGAAAAAAUGUUUCGAAUAAUUAUUGAAGUUUGAUGAGAAAGCUGUGUCUGCUUUGCUGUGAUUAAAUCGUAUCCUUAUUGAGAAUGGCAAAGAUAAAUGGUUUUUUGAGGAAAAUUAUUUAUCAGUUUUUCAACAUCUCGACCUAUUGGGAGCCUGUCCUGUAGUAAGUACAUUUAUGUUGUUUCACUUUUAACAGUUGAGUUACUUCAACUAAAUUAUGUCUGUAUAACAGAUAGUGAUGCGAUUUUUCUGUUCUAUAUAAAGUAUUAGUCAUUAACAAAAUAAAUAAUUUUCCUAAGAAUGUCUAUCAAGAAUAACGCUUGAUUGGUUGAUAUUGAUCAGAUUGGUACAGAAUGGUACAAAAAUAUCCUGAUGUCUUGCCAUAAUAAUUUAUACUUGUUUAUACUGUAAGAAGUAGGUAACUUGUAUUAUAUUAUAAUGAUGAUUAUACAAAUAAAUUAUGUUUAUAUU
Phaedon cochleariae (mustard beetle) is the source of this 5191-nucleotide messenger RNA. NCBI's taxonomy places the organism in Eukaryota, Metazoa, Arthropoda, Insecta, Coleoptera, Chrysomelidae. The record is from the annotation of a GenBank genome assembly.